This is a messenger RNA of Acanthaster planci (crown-of-thorns starfish), 6161 nucleotides long. RefSeq lists its product as uncharacterized. Gene Ontology annotation, biological process: regulation of transcription by RNA polymerase II. The record is from RefSeq and is a predicted model, not a curated record. Lineage: Eukaryota; Metazoa; Echinodermata; Asteroidea; Valvatida; Acanthasteridae. Gene Ontology annotation, molecular function: DNA-binding transcription factor activity.
UCAUUGUAUGUAAAACCCGCUGUAAAGUCACUAACGCAACACGGCGACAAUACUUAGUAAAUGUAUGAAUAGGUGUGGUGAUCCAGCUGUUAGUCACAAUCGCGUGCAUACGUACAGGAACUAGUCUAUUUACCAACCGACUAAAAAUAUUCCGCCACCGAGAGAGAGCAGUGCGCUUCCUCGAGGCCUCUGUUACAAGUUGUGUGGAGGUACAUGUAUAUAUACAGCAUAUAGCUUGACACACGCAGAGAGAGUCGACCAUCAAGCCGAUCUGUGAGCACAGGAGUGUCAGCCAGGGCAUUUUGGUCGUACAAACCUCAUUAAAAAAUCCUGCAUUCCUCAGCGAUUCCAGAUAAAACAGCGCAGCCUGGAGUCCGUGGGGUCUGUUUGUGCACCCAAACGGUCCAGACAGGGUUUAGUCAGCGGGUUCGCGGCGUCUGACCGCACAAAAGGUCGCAAUUUCAUGGGCUGCUAGACACGGCAAAAUAAUAUCGUGGGAUCGUGCCUGUAUGUGCAUCUACUGUGUCAACUACAUGUACUUUGAAUUCGCGUAGGCCUACAAUUACCAUACCAGCAUUUUGCCAGUGCACAUUAUGUGUUACACCUCGAACGCGAGUGAACAGCAAAUUCACAUUCAAGUGCCAGCAACUGCGUGUGAUGUGUUUUUCUCAUCCAACUCCAACCGGGGAGCCUUAAUUGUCGUGCUUCACGAACGUCUCCACCUUAAGUGAGCCGUCAUAUCUCUUCAUAGGAGGGACUCGUGGUCUUGCUCCAGCGAACACGUGUGGUGAGUCAUCAGAGAAUUGUCGCGUUAGGAAUAAACUUUUUUCCGUUUUUCCUUCAAAGAUACAUGGUAAGCUGGACACGAUACGCAUGUACGUGUGCUGCUGGUGUUAGUCUGUUAGUGUAUUGACAUCCCAGUUUCCCAGCCAGUAAAUAAUAGUCUUAUUUCAGAGGAAAGCAACUGCAUAUGUGGCGCUUUUUCUCGACCUCUUGGGAGCAGUUUGGCGCGGUGAGGUGCCAGUAGUACAUGUACAAGAAAUCGACCUCCCCGCCGUGAGCGGAUGCUGCCAACAACUCAGCUGUGGUGACGGUCCGCCGAACCUAAGGAAUUUCCCCGUCAGCGUGGAUCAAAGUUGACGACUUGCGUGUGGUUGUGGAACUGCACUGUUUUUUGGGCUGAGGAGGUCAAGGGUAGGGCUAAAGCUUUUAGUGAGAACUCCCAAGGGCGGAAACCGGACUGGGAAUAAUACAAUUCAGGAGGUGUAUUGUGCUGAAUCCCUCCCUUGCUUGCCGUAUCGCAGACAGUGGAAUUUGGUUUCAGGGUUAUGCGACUUCCCCGUUUAUAACUAUCACCAGAGAGGCUCCGCAGUUGUAGGCUAGUGACUAAUGAAAUGCAUGUCAUUUGACAAAGAGUGAUUGAGCCAGAAGGGAUUUUUUGUUUGGAUAUUUGACGACGGCUCGCGUGCUGCGAGACAAGGUCAGGAGGUGAUAUUGCGGCCCCGGAGUCUUGCAUUGAUGCUUGUGGAACGACUGGUAUGCAUCGUACCCGGCUGAUCUAAUUUUAAACUAUUCCAAGCUACAGCCUGGUGACGGUGAAUGCACGUUGAACAUGAAUGUUGUAGGAGUUGCUAAUCCGGCAGCAAUGGCGGCCACAACGGGGACUUGCACCGACCAGGAUAUACGGCAGAUUGAACGGUUCUUCACCAGCCUGAAGAGUCGGGUGUACGUCUGUCCGGCUCUGGCCAAUCUUUAUUUCACCACCUUGCAGGAGAUGGCCAACCUGGGCGGCUGGGAGCUGGCCACGACGGGAUUCCCGACUUUAAUCUUCGAGAACAGACAGAACGAGCGACGGCUCGUGCUGUGCAUCGCCGAGAAGGGGACCGGGUUUGUGCAGUGGAAAGACGGCCUGAACCAGGACAGCAAGUAUAGGUCUCCGGAGAGGAACUUCCAUACUCUGUGCGUCUCUGGAGACGCACAGAAACUGGCCGGCCUGAGUUUCGACAACGACCUGGCGGCGGCCGAGCUCCUAGACACCGUGCACGCGUGGCUUGAGGAGCUGGCCUCGGAGGAGGGGUCUCAGAACGCCAAGAAGAAGAAGAGGAAACACAGGGAGCCCAAAGUCACGUUGCCCAAGAAGGAGACGAUAUCGCAGCCUUGCAUGUUCGAACACGUCACAAAUUUGGACCACGAGAAGUUCGUGCAGCGGAUGAUGGGCACCGUGCCUACCAUUGUAGCACCAACACCCCAACAAUAUGGCGGGGGAUCUCCGCCAGAGAACGGGGACACUUCUAAAAUGCUAGCUUACGCUGAGAGCACCUCGACAGAGGACUCGGGGCUGGAUGAGCUCCAUGAAUGAUUGUCCUGUGCUUUUAAAAAACUGUGCCUGCUGUACGCGAAGUAAAUUGUAGCUCGUACGUAUUUUUGAUGGCAUGACUAUAUACAUGCACUCUCCAAGUUGGACGAAAAGAACAUGAUGAACAUCCUAUGCAAUACUUACAGGGAAACCAAUAGACUUGAACAGUGUUCGCAAUACACGGUGGAACAUAGGAAGAUUGCCUCAGCAUUUGACUUCGGCUUGUAAAACUGUACAUAUACAUUUUUUUAAACGUUAUAGGGGUGCAAAGUUCUAUGUUGCUUUAGGUCGCAAACUAUUUGUACUGCAAACGAUUUGCCAGCGUAAUUUAUUAAUUAUGCACCUUUAUGUUAUGUUUGAAAUAUACCAUUCCAGACAUUACUUUUUGAAGUGCAGUCAAUGAGUGCAUGAUUUGUACUGUAAAGUCGUACAUCACGGAAAAGACAGUGAUAUAUAUUUUGCUAGAUUGAAAAUUGUAAUAUUAUAGGCCUACUUGUGUCUGCCAAAUUUUUGGCGCAAACCAUUAACAUGUAUUUAAUUAAAAGCCCAACUUUUAAACUAACGGGAGAAGAUAGAUGUCCGAUGUGUUAAUGAUAUACAUUUCCUUUCAGUUCGAGGGUAUAUGACUUUUUUUUAACUUGCAUAAGAGGCAAUAAAGAAAUACAUUUUCAGUAAUAUUUAUAUUAACAAUGGCUGACCGAUAUUCGAGACUCUCUGAAGAAAAAAAAAUUUGCCUAUGAAUAUUAAAGAUUUUCCCGUAAUAGGUCAAAACGAAGGCUGAAGAAGCACUACUAAAAACCGCCUGCCGCCCCUUUCUCUCUUACUAUAUAAUGUUGCUCGUGUUUAUAAUUGUCAGUUUAUAUUUAUUUUCAGUAAAUGUAACUUAUUUUUGCAGUAGCAGUCUGUCAAAAUGUGACCGAUGUUGUUGGAGUGUGGUUUACUAAUAAUUUUAGAUUACCUUUUCUAAAAAUCCUAGUUGUACUGUACAUUUCAUUGAUAGUAUUUUUAGAAUAUUGUUGUCACGCUUUCUCAUUUUUAUUUCAUCUACACCAAUGUUUCGUGUCAAGUAAAAUAUUUCAGUCCUGACUAUAGGUAAUUGUCCCACGCGACUGUUUACACCGAUGCAAUUUCGCUACAUAGUAUAAAUUAAUGUUUGUAAAAAGUUUUAAGUCUCGAAUGCAUAACCAUGUUACCAAUUGAUAAAAUUUACAACAGCUUUCACUUUUUUCAUCGCCCUGGCUAACGUGGUAUUAAAGGUAUCCACAAACUAAUUGGCACAUGCAGGUCAAGACUGAUACUUCGGUAUAUCCAAACAAGCGUCCGUUUCGCGCCAUCGUUGUAAUUCAAACCCGGAGAAAGGCUCAUAAAAUAACGGAAAGAAGUCAACCUGAUUCUUCCGUUUUGGACGGAAUCCACUGUGUACUAACAUUCUUAAGUACACACAUAAAGUCGGACGUGGGAAACUUCAACUUUAUUUUGCGCGUGGUUCAAACACAGUGUUCUCAGAUAAUACAAUUUAAUGUCUGGUAUUGUGGGUAAGGUUAUAGAUCACGUAAUAGGACAUUUUUGAUGUGUAUAUGUAACAAUGAACAACCUAUUUCAAAAGACCCUCUUUCUUCUGACUUCCGUAUAAGUGUCACAGUUCGAGGGCAGCUCUUUUGUUACGGUGAUUUGAAUACUGGAAGUAAAUAAGUCAACGACUCUUCAUAACCUGAAUACUUCGAAAACCCAAACAGUUCUUUUGUAAUAAAGUAUACCCGUCGUGAAUUUCUCCAAAGACAAGUGACCUGAGAGAUUUCUGUUGAAACGGAAGUGAUUUUGAGUGACAUGUCGUUGAGUCCUUCAAAUUCAUGCACUUUUACAUGUGUACUUGAAGUAAUUUUUUUACUCCCUUUACGAUGGUUAGCCAUCAUCACGCUGUUUCUCAACAUGUUUAUGAGAAUACACUUUUUAUGAUUGUAACAUUUUCACGCAGGUAUUUCAUUGUAUCAAAAUUAAAGAGGUAUAUUUUUAGUGAGUCUUUACGGUCCUGUUAUGUUGAAAAGUGAUAAAGAUAUUUUAGAUAUUGAGCACGCGCAAAAAUAAAAUUAAAAUGCAGAUGUAAUUAAAAGAGUGCAUUUGCUUUAUUAUGCGACGUCUUGAAAAAAGACAUCUGUAACAUUAUCACUGUAUUUCUGUGUAUGGAAAGAUUUGCUAUGACAAUAGAGGAUUUGCAUGGUAGCCAUCUUGUAGGGUAGUUCUUUCGUUCCACAGAGAAACCUCCUUUGUGCAUACCCAGUGAAACAAAACCUCUGGCCUGCAAGAUGGCAGCCAUGCAAACCCUCUAUACAUGUACAGUGUAUCCAUGAUGAGGAUUGCACUGUGGCCUCUUCCUUUUUCCUGUUUUGUAGUACACGAAGGCCAAAGGGUUGCUUUCGAUACACGAUACCUGUAACAGCCAAACCUUCACCAUUGAGCCACGUAUAACGACCGGAAAGAGAUCUAUUGUGAUAACAAAAAUUGGGUUGAGUCAGUUACGGUACAUCCCCAGACGGGAAAUGUUUUUACCGCAAAAAAAAUUAUUUACCCAUCAUUACGCCUGAGAGAAUGCACGUUUUCUUGAACAAAUUCCGGUUGCAUGGUCCUGUCAUUUCACAGACUUUGAAUUUUUUCGGUAUUCUUCCCCUGACUGACGUAUACGUGUACUGUCGAAAUUCCGGCCUCAUCACAACUCUGUGAAUGUUAAAACAUACAGUUACAAUUCCGAAUGACCAUGCUGUUAUAAGUUGUAUUUUAAGGAUCCAGGAAGCUGCCUUUGUCCUACAUCCGUCCUUUCUCAGAACAAAACUAAAAUCAGUUUCGGUUCUCAAUGCGCGAAACUUUUAGUAAUUAAAAAUGAUGUAAAAGUCAAGUAAAGACAAUGAAAGUUAAAUUUGAGAUUAGCACAAGCAGAUAUCAUUUUCCUAAGUUAUAGUUACGUGACUUGACUUGAAGGCCUGUAUGUGGAGUUGUGUUGAAAACGUAUACUGUACGUUUGGUACUCGGUGUCUUGAAUUUCAGGUCGGGCACCAUUUUUAGGAAAAAUUAUGUAACAUUUAAAGGAGAUAUGAAAGCUUACUGACUACCAGGCUAGUUCUAUUUAGUACGGUGACCCCUACACGGCAUCAGAGCCAUAAUGAUAACUUUCUAUUAGAUUAAAGUAACGAGGGUAUGAAUGGCAUGUUUUAAUUUGUGCAUGUUGCAUAAUAAAGAAUUUGAAUUUCCUUCUCUUUUGCAACUGGAAAGUAUACUACAGACAUUUUUGGUUGGCGAUGAAUAUCUCGCGGGGUUUUCCGCAGUUCCUGGUCUUGUGGGUAUUUUUCUGGUGGAAAUGUAAAUUGGCAAGUGGUAAUAAUAAGAAUGAAUUGAACUUAUUUGAAUGAUUAGAUGUGAAUACCAGUCGUCUUAGACUGGAAGACAAUUCUUCCUCUUCUUAGGUUAGCUUGUGCGCAUUUUGAGCAACCAGACAAGAACGGAGAGAGACGUUGAAACCUUAUGGGGUUAACUAUGGCCUGAUGAGUAUAUAUUUCCUAUAAAUGUAUUGAGUAGUUGGUCAGUACCUGCCGGCUUUGAUCCAAGAUCAGGAACUUGACGGUGAUUUGGUUUUGAUUUAUGGAUAAAGUUGUUUUCUAGAUGUGGUGACAGCGAGCCCACAGGAAUGCGGGAUAUUAUGCAUUGCUCGUAGUAUGGUUCAUAACUUAAAGGAGUUUCGUGGGUGUUUACUUAUGUACUUUAUUAACGAGAAGCAUCAGUUGAAAGUAAAACAUCAACUUCCUUCUGAAAACGU